AAGAGUGGUUCAUUACUACAUCGAACUUACAACGAUAAUAAAAUGUACGUACAGCUGGUCGACCACAUCAACCUUAGCCUUACUAAUGAUACCUUUGUAAACCUUCAUGUUGGCACGACCCGUUUUCUGACUCAACACGUGAAGAAAACGUAAUAAUCUGCAGUUCACACGAAUUUCCAGUGCUCACCUUUCCUCUCUUCUUGAAAUUCCUGUUUUCUGGGUACCUGAAAGAUAUGUCCAAGAACCGUGAAGUUGAAAUCGGCCCAUGGCCAGUUGUACGUCACUUUGAUAGCCAAUUUCUCAAGUGUGGAAUAUGUCUUAAGAGAUACAUUAACCCUAAGGUUCUACCCUGCCUUCACACGUUCUGUGAAAGUUGUCUGGUGCAAUAUAUCCCCGCAGAAAGUCUAACAGUCACUUGCCCCAUCUGUCGACAGCAGUCGAUACUACCAAAGCAAGGUGUCUCGGCUCUACAAGACAACGACUUCAUCGCUAAUCUAAUGGAGGUUCUAGAGCAGCCUGUCGUCUGCCAACGUAGGGAAUGUCAAUCUCCAGGGGUUCGAAAGUGCACCUCAUGUGACGAAUUCCUCUGUGAUGUUUGUUGCGAGGUACACAAGAAGGAAUCUUCCUCUUGUAAUGAGAUGAUCAUCUCAAUCAGUGAACUCGCCCUCAGAGAGGAGCAGGAGAAAAGCAAGGAAAGCCCGUCAUUGAUGUGUCCUAAACACUCUUUUCAAACUCUUCGAUUUUACUGUCGCGAUUGUGAAACAGCUGUCUGCGUCACGUGUACAGACAUCGAACAUGGAGGUCAUGGAACUAUGAGACUGCGAGAAGCAAUAGAGGACCAGAAAGAUGCGUUAAAGUCGCUUCUACAAAAGGCAUACUCACAGGUUCCUAAUAUUAAAGAAGCCAUUGAAGCCGUGUACGUAACAUCAUCUAAUUUAUCAGAAAGAUACUCACAAGUUUCAAAAGAAGUUUACUUCUGUUUUGAAACCUUAAUAGAAAUUAUUCAGAUGAGAAAAUCCUUCCUUCUCAAAGAGCUGGAAGAAUGUUAUGAGUCCAAACAACAGACUCUUAUACAACAAAGAGAAGCUCUUGGGACGAUUUUGAACAGUUUAUCAAGCAGCUGUGAAUUUACGGAAAACGUCCUUACUCAUAGCAACGAAACCGAAAUACUUUUAAUAAGAAAACAAAUGACAGAAAAAUUAAAAGAAUUUUCUGAGCUUGUCGUAAAAAAAGAGCCUGAAGAAAACAGUUAUAUUGCUUUUGAAGAAGGGAAUCUCAACAUGUUAAAAAGUAAAAUACAGGAGUUUGGAUGUAUCAAAACAAACAGUGCUGUCGCUGACGAAACGACAGCUUCUGGCGAAGGAUUGAAACGUUGUAUUGUAGGUAGACCAACUCUUGUAAGUGUUGUUACCAAAGACAGGAAUAGGGAGAUUGUGAAAACUGGAAACGCAUUACUUGAAACUGAAAUCGUGUCAACACACCUAUCUUUGUUGUUCACUCCAGAAGUGUUACCUCAGAGGAAUGGAAGCUACGACUUAGUAUACACUGUUACUAGAGAGGGAAUCUAUAAACUGUCAAUUAAGUUGUUUGGAAAGCACAUCAAGGGAAGUCCAUUCGAAAUUAAAGCGUAUAUAGGAGAAGGCAGCUCUUCCAGUGAUCGGCCAACCAGUUCCAAAAUUCCAAGGACGACAGCAGUACGACAACGUGGCAUUAAACGACCACCAAGCUACCCGUCUACCAUCUCAAUGCGUAGAAGAAACCCCAUUGAAGAUGAUUUGAUACUGAGAAUUGGGACGAGAGGACGUGGGAAGGGGGAAUUUGCCAAUCCUCAAGGGGUUUGUUUUACAGAAAGUGGAUUUAUUGUAGUAGCAGACAGUAACAAUCAAUGUAUCCAGGUGUUUUCUUUGACAGGGGAUUGUAAAUUACGCUUUGGAAUAAGAGGAAGAAGCGCUGGCCAGAUUCAGAGGCCGACAGGUGUCGCUGUUACUGGAACAGGAAACUAUGUCGUGGCAGAUUACGAGAAUAAAUGGAUCAGUGUUUUUAAUCCGUCCGGGAAGUUUAUAGGACGUCUAGGAGUAGGAAAACUUCUUGGUCCCAAAGGAGUAACAGUCGACAAGAAUGGUCAUAUUAUAGCCAUUGAUAAUAAAGCUAGUUGUGUAUUAAUAUUCCAAGAAAACGGAAAACUCUUGAAUAAAUUUGGAACAAGAGGAACAGGGAACAUGAAGUUCGCGGGUCCUCAUUAUGUAGCUGUAAAUAACAAGGAUCAGCUGUUAGUUUCUGAUUUUCAUAAUCAUUGCAUUAAGAUCUUUGAUAGUGAUGGAAAGUUCGUUUCCAGUUUCGGAUCUAGUGGACAAGGAAAUGGACAGUUUAAUGCUCCAACAGGUAUUGCCAUUGACAACCAAGAAAAUAUCUUGGUGGCCGACUGGGGAAACAGUCGCAUUCAGGUUUUCGACAGUGGGGGAUCUUUCCUCUCUUUUGUUAAUACCAACGGAAAUCCACUUUAUGGACCACAGGGCCUAGCAGUGACAUCUGAUGGCAUCGUUAUAGUUGCAGAUUCAGGCAAUCAUUGCCUUAAAGUUUAUAAAUACUUGCAGUAAAAGUAAUUUGCACUAAACACUUAAAUACUCAGUUUAUUCUAGUUUUCCCAACUCUAUUAACGUUUUGAUUUGUUUCUCUCAUAGAAAACAUUUCUGUCAAUAUUCUAGUAUUCAUCUAAAUGAUUAAUUUUUUAUAUACUUUUGUAAGAAACAAGAGGUAUGAAUACUUUUUCUUGGUUUUUUUCAGCUUAAACAUUGAACACUAAAUACGCUCCUUGACCAGACUGGCUACAAAAAGUAAUACCACGAGCUGAAUUUAACAUAUAAUCUCGACCGAACUUAAAUUAGGGCUCGAGAAAAAUCAAAAAGUUUUAUGGAUACGAAAUAUGUAUAUACUAUAGAAAAUUAGGUACGUAGUAUUUGUAUACUACGAGCUUAACAAGUCAUCUCAAAGUCUGAACGAGGCUUAGCUAUAAGAAAAAAGAAAUGUUUGUAAAUAUGUCAUAUGCUUUAGGUUAUUACAUUGUCAUUUACUUAUGUUAAACAAGGGUGAUGAUUAAUUAUCUUAUGAAAUAAUUAUUCAAAAAAGUCAUAAUCUCCCCUUACUAUUCUAAAAUUUAAUAAAGUGGUAAAACGUGUUCCUUGGGCUCUGGAAAAACAUUACACCUUUAAGUUAAAUAAUGUUCAAACGCAGGACAUUAGAAAAAUAUAGGUUCUCCAACAUUUAGACUUUAUGUGUCGUAACGCAGAUUAUUGUUUAUGUAUUCAAAAAUGUUGUGGACAAAAGUUCCAUUUGUGUAUCCAUAGAGACAUAUAGACAAAGAGCUAAUCUCUUGCAAAACUCUAAUGAUUAAAAACUAGGCCUAAUUUACUUAAUUAAACAUAAAUACUAAACCUAUGUUGUGUAACGUUUGCCACCAUAACUGGUGACAAUAAAUGGAACACUCCUGUUGUAGACAACUUAAUCCUUUUUAAAGCUCACCUAAAACCUAAACUUUUAACAAGCUUCUGUGACACAUAUACGGCACAAUUACAAAAAACAAAGACGAAUCUAAUCAUGAUUUACAGCCUACAACCACAUCUAGUGAGCAUCAGUCAAUUAUAUUUUACCUUUCCCCAUUUGCUAUCGAUUGACGUUCUAAGAGGUACUUUUCCAUUUUUUCUUGAUUCGUGUGUGCUGAAUUAUAUCAGCUACAGUCGCCCAUAUUUUGGCAUCUCCAGGUACAUCUUCUGAUGUUUCGUCAACAAAUUAACACUAAUAUGCGGUUUUGGUAUAGAGCAGUUAAUAACCAACCAUUGAAAUACUUCUGCAUUAUUCUGCAAAUGAGAAUAAUUUGUUUGUCAUUAACGGUGACAUAUUUGUCUUAUUAAUAUAUAUAUAUAUAUGUUCGAUUGCAUGGUUUCACUAAG
Limulus polyphemus (Atlantic horseshoe crab) is the source of this 3947-nucleotide messenger RNA. RefSeq names its product tripartite motif-containing protein 2-like. Gene Ontology annotation, molecular function: zinc ion binding; translation repressor activity; protein binding. The transcript has 4 exons. Gene Ontology annotation, biological process: proteasome-mediated ubiquitin-dependent protein catabolic process; protein polyubiquitination; negative regulation of translation. NCBI's taxonomy places the organism in Eukaryota, Metazoa, Arthropoda, Merostomata, Xiphosura, Limulidae. The record is from RefSeq and is a predicted model, not a curated record. Bases 234 to 2597 code for a protein of 787 amino acids.